AUGACUGCGCAAAAUUCGCCCGCAAAAAUGAAGGAAUUACGUUUGCCUAUGUCAAGAGUAAAAACAAUUAUGAGAAGUUCUCCUUACGUCGAUACAAUCGGGCAAGAUGGAUUGUAUCUAGUCACAAAGGCUACGGAACUAUUUAUACAUUAUCUAACGGAAGAAGCUCAUUUGAGAAGUAGCAAAGGAAAUUCUUUAGACUAUAAGCAUCUUGCAGAGGUAGUACAGACCAAUGAUACAUUGGAAUUUCUCAGAGAAAUAAUGCCCAGGAAGAUUACAGUCAGACAAUUCAAAGAAAUGAUGGCUGCAAAAAAUUCACAUAGCAGUUCUUCAGAAAGUAGCUCAGACUCGGACAGUGACAGUGAAUCAGAUACAGAUUCUUGUUCUGACAGUGAUAGAAAGGCUGACAAUUCGUCAAAUAGUGAGCAUGAGAGUGAAACAAAAGAGAAUGGCAAAUGUGAUUCUGCUAGUGACAGAAGUGAAGCCAGUGAUAAAAGUGACAGUGAAGAUGAAAGCAAAAGAUAG
Messenger RNA from Heterotrigona itama, 525 nucleotides. The record is from the annotation of a GenBank genome assembly. Lineage: Eukaryota; Metazoa; Arthropoda; Insecta; Hymenoptera; Apidae.